AGUUCCGGGUCGAGGGUGACUAACGUGGUGCAUCUCGCAGCCCAACGUGUGCACCACUUGUAGUGGUAGAAACAUCUCAAAGUGAAUUAAAUAUAUACGAAACUAGGAUAAGAACGACAGAGAUCAAAAAUGGGGGAAUUUAAAGUUCACCAGGUCCGAUUCUUUGAAUACAUGCCCUCGGGAAUCCGAGCUUUAGCUUUCCACCCAAAAAAAGAAAGGAUGGCAGUGGCGAGGAUGGACGGCUCUGUGGAGAUUUGCCAUUGUUCAGACAGAUUUUACCAAGAAAAGGUCAUUCCUGGACGAGAACAGUGUGGCAUAGAGGCUCUGUCCUGGGUGGGAGACCGUCUGUUUAGUGCAGGACUAAAUGGUGAAAUUACAGAAUACGAUCUAACAAACCAGAAAAUUAAGUACACCAUAGAUGCAUAUGGAGGGCCAAUCUGGUCCAUUACUGGCAACAAACAAGGAACACACUUGGCGGUUGGUUGUGAAGAUGGAAAUGUGAAACUUUUUGAGGUGACCGAAGACAAAAUACAGUUUGAGAGAAAUCUGGCCCGGCAAAAAGGUCGAAUCAUUUCCCUGUCCUGGCACCCAUCAGGCUCUAGAAUAGCAGCAGGGAUGAUGGACAUUAUUCAAGUUUUAAAUGUAGAAAAAGGCCACUCCAUACACCGGAUGCUUGUGGAUAAAGGAGUCGGGAAGUCCCGCAGUAAGGAAUGUGUUGUGUGGAGUGUGGUCUACCUCUCGGAUGGGACCAUCAUCAGCGGAGACUCUGUGGGAAUGGUCAAAAUGUGGGAUGAUCAAACCGGUACACUGAUUAAAAGCCACAAUGUCACCAAAUGCGACGUGUUGGCGUUAUCAGUUUCACAGAGUGGGGACAGCCUUGUCGCUGGGACAUCAGAGGGAACUGUGGUACAGUUCCAGUUCCUAUCUGUGGUUUUAGGCAAAGAUGAGAAAGAAUGGGUCAGAACGCGGAUAUUUAAGAGCCACACACAUGAUGUCAGAGCUGUGGCAGAGAUCACGACUGGCGUUGUGUCUGGAGGUAUUGACACGCAGCUGGUCGUGACACCUCUGUUUGACAAGGCAGAAGUGAAGUCAGCCCUGCGCAAGGUUCUCUUUCCACAUAGAAAACUGGUAUCCUGUGCGAGGAAAGCCAAUCUGAUGCUGUUCCAGUACUCUGGACAUCUGGAGCUGUGGAGACUUGGAGAGAGUGAAGGAAUAGCUGAACCAGAUAUGAGCUUACCUAUAAGUAGGAAACCAGAGAAAUUGCUUCAUUUGAAAGUUAAGGGUGAGGAGCACAUCCGUUGCAGCUCCGUCUCUCCAUGUGGAGAAUGGAUUGUUUACUCCACUGCCAGCAGUUUACGACUGUACAAGCUACACUGUGACAAUAGCAACGUCAGCAUCACCAAGAUAUCCAAGCUCCCAAAGGUUCUCAGCUCAGCCAGUCAGCUUUGCUUCUCAUCAGACUCCUCCCAUUUGUUUUCAGCUUCCACACAGUCAUCAGUCCACAUGGUGUCUCUUAACAAAUCGGGGUGCAAGUUUGUGGGCACCCUUAAACCUAAAUCAGGUUCAAAGCAGCCUAUUCACUUGUUAGCACCUAGUGAAGAUGGCAAAUGGUUGGCCUCUGCAAACAGUGAUCAUGAAGUUCAAAUCUAUGACUUGCAAACCCGGAAGCCUCAUUGUACAGUGCCUACAUACAGUUCUGCUGUCAGCGCAAUGGCCAUCCAUCCGACCACUAACUGUCUGUUCAUAACACAUGCAGAUCAACAGAUGUUUGAGUAUUCUAUAGAGCAAAAACAGUACUCUGAUUGGAGCAGAUCAGUGCAGAGGACUGGGCUCCAUCGUGUCUGGCUAGACAGGGACACACCGGUCACCAAUGUGAUGUUUAACCCUUCAAAUCCAUCCCACAUCAUCCUACAUGAUUCAUACAUGCUCUGCAUCAUUGACCAAAGCCUGCCACUCCCUGAUAACAGCACCCAGUUUUAUAACCAACUUACCCUGAGGAGCCUUCCAGAAGAACAGAGAAAACUUCACACUCAUGCUUUCAAAGUCUGCAAAGCCUUCAAGGAGAUCCUGUGUGUAGAGCAGAUUUCAGAUCAGUCUCUGGUGGUUGUUGAGCGUCCUUUGUCGGAUAUAAUCACUCGGUUGCCUAAGCCCAUUAAACAGAAGAAAUUUGCCACAUAAGGACAAAUCCCUUCAAAUGUGUAUAUGUGCCGUGUAUGAGGAUGCGUGUUUUAUUAAGAGAUGUAAAAUGUGGACCCUGUUUUCCCAUCAUUUGUAUAAAAAAAAAAAAUGGCUGACAGUAGACAGUAUUAAAAGAUAUUUACUCUGCAA
Paramisgurnus dabryanus is the source of this 2328-nucleotide messenger RNA. Lineage: Eukaryota; Metazoa; Chordata; Actinopteri; Cypriniformes; Cobitidae. The record is from RefSeq and is a predicted model, not a curated record.